AAACCAUUUUCUGAAAUUCAAGCGGCCUGCGAACAGACUACAUCCACAACCAGAGGUACUGCAAAAUUUUCCCAACCAAAUGGAUUGCCCAUCGAUCCGUGCAUCCUCCCGAGAGUAUAACUGCGCCCAGUAAAUCGUUGCAUGCGACCGUGUGCUAGCUAGCUUCUUCUCGAUUGGUAGCUACGACCUAGCUCGGGACCACUUCUUCCAUGGCGGCGGCUGCAGCUUGCCACGCCAAGCUCUCGUGCCCGACACUUUUGAGCUUGCUCCUGCUGCUCCGGGUGCUCGUCGUGGAGCCGGCGGCCGCCACGUGCUCCGUGGACGCGAUCUACAGCUUCGGCGACUCGAUCGCGGACACGGGCAACCUGCUGCGCGAGGGCCCCGUGGGGUUCUUCGCCUCCAUCGGCAGCUACCCGUACGGCCAGACCAUCCGGAAGCCCACCGGCCGGUGCUCCGACGGCCUCCUCAUCAUCGACUACUUCGCGAUGGCGCUGAAUUUGUCUCUGGUGAGCCCGUACAUGGACAAGGACGCCGACUUCGCCAGCGGCGUCAACUUCGCGGUGGCCGGCGCCACGGCGCUCGGCCGGGCCGUCCUGCUCCAGGGCGGCGUCAUGAUGCCGCCGGCGAGCGUGCCGCUCAGCACCCAGCUCGACUGGUUCAGGUCGCACCUCAACGCCACCUGCGCCUCAGAAGAAGAUUGCGCGAAGAAGCUCGCCGGAGCGCUGUUCUUGGUGGGGGAGAUUGGGGGAAACGACUACAACUACGGCUUCUUCCAGGGGACAAGGUCCAUCGAGGCCAUGAAGACCUACGUGCCUCAGGUCAUCAAGACCAUAAUGGACGUCACCAAGGAGGUGAUUGAGUUAGGAGCGACCCAGAUCAUCAUCCCGGGGAACUUCCCCAUCGGGUGCUCUCCGAGCUACCUAUCCCUCUUCUCCGUGUCCGGCACCGGCGACCUCGACGACAGGGGGUGCCUCAAGAGCUACAACGCCUUCGCCCAGCACCACAACGAGCAACUCCAGACGGCCAUCGAUGACCUGAGGAAGGCCAACACCGAUGUCACCAUCAUCUACGCCGACUACUACGGCGCCUUCAUGCACCUGCUUGAUCAUGCUUCCAUCCUAGGGUUCGAGCAAGACUCACUUCUCCAGGCAUGCUGCGGAGCUGGAGGGGGGUACAACUUUAACAUGAACUUGAUGUGCGGCGCGCCGGGCACGAGCGUGUGCGCGAACCCAGCGCGCCGCGUGAGCUGGGAUGGCAUCCACCUCACCCAGCAAGCAUACAGGGCCAUCGCGCUUUCCCUCCUCAUGGAAGGGUUCGCCCAACCGGCUGAUGCCGUGCAAGAGAUUUGGAGUUGCUAACAGAGAGCGUGCCAUCCGUGCUUGUACCUCCUAGAGUUCCAUUCAGGCUGCUUGUACUUUUGAUAUGUGAAUGUUUUCUCUGAGUCUGGAAUUUGUGUUUGUUUUAUCGAAUACGCAAAAGGAUUGUGUAUCUUUUCA
Molecule: messenger RNA, 1496 nt
Organism: Panicum virgatum (switchgrass)
Lineage: Eukaryota; Viridiplantae; Streptophyta; Magnoliopsida; Poales; Poaceae
Product: acetylajmalan esterase-like
Exons: 5
Coding region: 210-1358 (382 amino acids)
Molecular function (GO): hydrolase activity, acting on ester bonds
Source: RefSeq, a predicted model, not a curated record